AUGGCUCGAGAAAAAAUGUUUGACCCUGCUUUUCAGAAAAGUUUCACUGAAGCCAUUCUUAAAGAAAAUAAGAUACGAGUCAACUGGCAUGUACAGCAUGGCGAUCGGCGCAAAGGAACUUUAGGGCCUUGUGGCUGGGAUGACGAACCUGACGACGAUGACGAUGACUUUGUUCCAAAGGAGGACGAAGACGUUCUGCCAGCCGAGCCCAUUGUCUCCACCACAGAUCAGCUGGAGCCAAGAAUACCCAAGAUUUUAUCAGAGGACGAGGAUAAUCAGGAAUUUAGUGUUCCCGAGCUCAUGAAACCUGUGCCCCUGGAGACGAAAAGGCUAAUUUAUAAAGGUGGGUAA
Messenger RNA from Uloborus diversus, 351 nucleotides. RefSeq lists its product as uncharacterized. The transcript has 2 exons. Bases 1 to 351 code for a protein of 116 amino acids. Lineage: Eukaryota; Metazoa; Arthropoda; Arachnida; Araneae; Uloboridae. The record is from RefSeq and is a predicted model, not a curated record.